CAGGAUCAAGGUGAAAAAGAAAACCCCAUGCGGGAACUUCGCAUCCGCAAGCUCUGCCUCAACAUCUGCGUUGGGGAGAGUGGAGACAGACUGACCCGGGCAGCCAAGGUGCUGGAGCAGCUCACAGGCCAGACUCCUGUGUCCAAAGCUAGAUACACCGUCAGAUCCUUUGGCAUCAGGAGAAAUGAAAAGAUUGCCGUCCACUGCACAGUCCGUGGGGCCAAGGCAGAAGAAAUACUUGAGAAAGGUCUAAAGGUGCGAGAGUACGAGUUAAGAAAAAAUAACUUCUCGGAUACUGGAAACUUUGGUUUUGGGAUCCAAGAACACAUCGAUCUGGGGAUCAAAUAUGACCCAAGCAUUGGUAUCUACGGCCUGGACUUCUACGUGGUGCUGGGUAGGCCAGGUUUCAGCAUCGCAGACAAGAAGCGCAGGACAGGCUGCAUUGGGGCCAAACACAGAAUCAGCAAAGAGGAGGCCAUGCGCUGGUUCCAGCAGAAGUAUGAUGGGAUCAUCCUUCCUGGCAAAUAAAUUCCCGUUUCUAUUCAAAAGGCUAAUAAAAAGUUUUCAUUGAAA
Sus scrofa (pig) is the source of this 573-nucleotide messenger RNA. RefSeq names its product ribosomal protein L11 (gene RPL11). NCBI's taxonomy places the organism in Eukaryota, Metazoa, Chordata, Mammalia, Artiodactyla, Suidae. The record is from RefSeq and is marked provisional. Gene Ontology annotation, molecular function: structural constituent of ribosome. Gene Ontology annotation, cellular component: ribosome. Gene Ontology annotation, biological process: translation.